UCUUUUUAUGUUGUCUAAUCGUCUAACCAGAAAUCGCGAAGUUUCUUCUCCAAACAAGAGAGAGGAGCUGAGUGGCCGGUAGGGUUCAUCCCAGCUUAGUCCGGCGACGAUGGAAGUCGCAAAUGCGCGAAACCACGCCUCCAAACGCAAGUUUGAUGACAUCAUUUCACCAUCCUCGCCGCCGCCUGCAACAGCCUCUUCCAAUGGCUUCAACGAUAACAACAACACCAACGGCAUCGACCUCUCGCUGCUCGAAGCCGUUGAGAAAUCCCAGAACUCCGUCGAAGUGGUUGACAUCAAAGUCCUCAAGAAACACGUCCUCUCCUUCGAACGCCGCCUGAAGGACAACAUCGAAGCUCGCCUCAAAUACCCGAACCAACCCGAUCGAUUUGCCGAUUCAGAGAUUGAGCUCCAUGAAGAGCUUCAGAAGCUCAAGGUCCUCGCAGGAGCUCCAGAGCUGUACCCUGACCUUGUCAAUCUUAACGUCAUGCCAUCCAUUGUAGAUUUGUUGAACCACGACAACACUGACAUUGCUAUAGACGUUGUCCAAUUGCUUCAGGACUUGACCGAUGAAGAUGUGCUCGAAGAUAACGACGAACCCGCGAGGGUUUUAGUCGACACCUUGGUUGAAAAUAGUGUGCUUGAGUUGCUGGUUCAAAAUUUGCAUCGGUUGUCGGAUUCUGACCCAGAUGAGAUGGAUGCAGUUUAUAAUACGCUAGCAACGAUAGAGAAUUUGAUUGAGGUGAAGCCUGCAGUGGCAGAAUUGGUUUGUGAGAAAACCAAGUUAUUGAAAUGGUUGUUGGGGAAGAUUAAAGUGAGGGAAUUCGAUAGUAAUAAGCAGUAUGCAUCGGAGAUAUUGGCCAUUUUGUUGCAGAACAGCACCGUGAAUCAGAAAAAGUUAGGGCAGAUGAAUGGAGUAGAUGUGGUGCUUCAGGCUGUAGCUAUGUACAAGUCUAAGGACCCCAAGAGUUCGGAUGAGGCAGAGAUGGUGGAGAAUCUUUUUGACUGUCUGUGCUGUUUAUUGAUGCCCUUAGAGAACAAGGAAAGAUUUGUGAAGGCUGAAGGAGUCGAAUUGAUGAUAAUUAUUAUGAAACAAAAGAAAUUGGCUUAUGGUUCAGCUAUAAGAGCACUUGAUUUUGCGAUGACCAAGUAUCCUCCUGCCUGUGAACGGUUUGUGGAUGUUUUAGGCCUGAAGACAGCCUUUGCAGCUUUUAUGGGUAAGAUUCCCAUCAGCAAGAAGAAUAAGAAAGAACGCUACCAAGAGGAAUUGGAGGAGCGUAUUGUGUCAUUGAUUGCCUCAUUAUUUGGUGGAAUUUUAAGAGGUUCUAGGAGAGAGAGAUUAUUAAGUAAAUUUGUGGAAAAUGAAUGUGAGAAGAUAGACAGGCUAAUGGAACUGUUCAUGAGAUAUUCUGAUAGAGUUAAAGCAGAAACUGAACGAUUGGAACAGGUUCAACUUGAUGACUUUGAGAUGGAUGAAGAUGAGAAAUACAACCGUAAAUUAGAAUCUGGACUUUAUACCCUUCAGUUAAUCGCUGUCAUUCUUGGUCAUCUUUGGUGCUCUGAACAUCCACAAAUGAGAGCGAGAAUUGAACUCCUACUCAAACAGAACAGGCUGGGUAAAAAUGAUGUAAAGGAUAUACUUCAGGAAUAUCAUGACAAUAUUGGCGACCUUGAUGGGCCAGAAGAGAAGGAACGAGCUCAAGCGAAAAUUCAGAAGUUCAUCUCGGCAUUAUAACCGCUGUAACUUUUAAAAUCUGUUAGAUUUCAUCAUGGCAGGACUUGAAAUCAAAGCCACCGCAAAACAUGGUUGGCUGUGUGCAACGGAACAUGGUUUACAUGCUCUAUCAUGUACUGUGUAAAAUCUGUUAGAUGUCAAAAAGAAGGCAUAGAUUGAACAUGAAGAUGUUAAUGGAGAAAGAACUCUAGUUUGCGAA
Messenger RNA from Prosopis cineraria, 1934 nucleotides. RefSeq lists its product as uncharacterized. Bases 110 to 1735 code for a protein of 541 amino acids. NCBI's taxonomy places the organism in Eukaryota, Viridiplantae, Streptophyta, Magnoliopsida, Fabales, Fabaceae. The transcript is spliced from 8 exons. Gene Ontology annotation, cellular component: spliceosomal complex. The record is from RefSeq and is a predicted model, not a curated record.